Messenger RNA from Dentiscutata heterogama, 138 nucleotides. NCBI's taxonomy places the organism in Eukaryota, Fungi, Glomeromycota, Glomeromycetes, Diversisporales, Gigasporaceae. The record is from the annotation of a GenBank genome assembly.
GUAGAUUUCAAAAAUGGCAGCCCUAGUCAUAGUUUGGUGGAAGCAAUCAUGACUAAUGAACUUGUGAGUUAUUUUCAGAAUGAACGAUCAAGGCAAUUCUUGCCCAAAUCUGAGCCUGUAUCUGCAACUGCCUUCUGA